Messenger RNA from Eremomyces bilateralis CBS 781.70, 1461 nucleotides. RefSeq lists its product as uncharacterized. The annotation marks the transcript as partial. NCBI's taxonomy places the organism in Eukaryota, Fungi, Ascomycota, Dothideomycetes, Eremomycetales, Eremomycetaceae. The record is from RefSeq and is a predicted model, not a curated record. The transcript has 2 exons.
CAAACCUUGGUCCACCUCCCACGAAUCCAACCGGCGAGCCCAGAUCCACAGCUCCCUCGCGGAUCAUGUCGAUACGUGUAUCCAGCAGACUCAUCGGGCCCUCGACCACCGUGUCCAUGCAUGUCUUUCGUGCUAGAUAGGGAGGUGCCAGGAUCAAAGUGCGGAUGUGGACAUCAGGCAUGGGUUCAUGAGACGAAUCCGUCGGGUAGUGCAGUCUCCGCUGAUGACUAUGCCGACGUGGUUGGGAAAGUCGAGCAGCUCCAUCGGCAGCUGGAGGAAGAGCGACAGAGGAGCUUAGAGGCAGUGGAGAAGAUUCACAAGCAGGUCAUGGGACAGUACAAGAACAUGACCCAGUUGAAGUUCUACGUGGACAAGUCUUUGGAAGAACGGUGGACUAGAUUGGCGAAGGACGUAGAGCUGGCAUGUGAGGACCUCAACAAGAGACAUGUCAGCUUGGAGGAUCGGGUUGAGGCAGUUGUCGACCGAACGAAUGGCAUCAACGACAUUUCGACCAAAGUGAACCUUAUCGAUGAGGCUCAUAUCACCUUCGAGGACCGAUUAGAGCAACUGGAACGCAAACUCGAGACAGGACGCUGGUCAAAGUCAGCCACACCCACAGCCCAACCAGUCCAACCUGAGCGUAUAACCCUGCCAUCCGUAUCAGAGCUCCCGCUUCGCAUAGACCGAAAACAACCACAGCAAUGGAGUGCCCAUAUCAUUCUGGUCCCGAGCAAGCACCAAAGCUUUGCAUUUAAAGAGGGGACUCUUGCCGAGCGCCGGUGUUCAUCGCGGAAUCUCAACCAGCAUCUGAGCUUUGAGGACAGGACAAGCGAGACCUUUGUCCGAUGCGUCACCACGGCUUUCGCUCAAGUCUUCCAAGGCCGGGACUGGAUGCCGUUAUAUUGUGUCAGUUCCCAAGAUCGGGCUCUGAGCCGGCUCCAAGAUCGUUACCUGGAGCCGCAAAUAUGGGAACAUACAUUCCUAAGCGACAACUGCGUAGCAGCGCUGAAAGGCAUUGGCGAAGCGGUGUUCAUCGCUCUGCAACGGCACGAGCUGAGCUGGAAUGAGAUCCGCGCACUUCCACCCGCUGCCCAAAAUUCAGACGAGUCGUGCUGGGAAGAUGACCUAGAACUUGAUGGCCAUCCCCUUGAGAAAAGCCGCUUCUCCACCACAACCACUCUGCUGUCCCCGGACAGCAUGGACGCUGAGUACCAGAAGACUCCGUACCACACCCCACGCGGUCCUGCCGAGCAAGCCAGCACCCACUCCUCUGCCGCCUCCAUCCGCACCUCCGCCUCCGCCGGCUAUGCCGACUCCACCAUGUCGGACGUCUACCAACCGCGCGCCUCGCGCAUCGUGGCGGCCAGCGUCCGCUCGUUCGACAUCUUCCAGCGCGACGACCAACACCAGGACAAGCGGCCGCGGCUCCGCACCCAGCAUUCGCAGCCAAACCUGAACUCG